This is a messenger RNA of Cuscuta epithymum, 3617 nucleotides long. NCBI's taxonomy places the organism in Eukaryota, Viridiplantae, Streptophyta, Magnoliopsida, Solanales, Convolvulaceae. The record is from the annotation of a GenBank genome assembly.
AUCCAAUCCAUUAACAAUGUGUUAUGAAUGCAAGUUUAUAAACCUUGGACAAUCUGCAACCCUUUAUAUAAGCCAAGGGUCUCGCGAAGUGUUUUUACCUCUCCCUUGCGAUUUCGAACAAAUUCAUCACACCAAGUUUUGAUCAAGCGGAACUAAAGUCGAGCCCCUUUCUCUGAUUUCGGAAACGGGUAGCGUAGUUGUGUUUUGAAUUGCCGAUAGAUUCUGGUCUUCUAGCAGAUCAGCCAUGCCGAGAAGGCGUGAUGCAGAGGAGGAACUGGACCCUGAGGACGAUUACGAGGAGGAAGAGGAAGAGGAGUAUAACGGCAGCGGAAAGUCUGGGAGGAAGAGGACAAGAUCUGAUUUUAUAGAUGAUGUGGCUGAAGAAGACGACGAGGAAGAGGAGGAUGAGGACGACGACUUUAGAGGCAGGAACCGCAACAAGAAGAGGGUUUCGACAUCUCAUUUUAUAGAUGACGAGGCCUUAGUGGAUACCGAUGAGGAGGAAGAGGAAGAAGAUGAAGAAGACGGGGCUUCAUAGUGGAUAAUGAUUCUGAGGUUCGUGACGGAUAUGAUUCAAGACAGAUUCAUCGCCGCCCAAUUUUAUCACAGGAGGACCAAGAUGAAGACUUCGAGGCACUUGAACGGAACAUCCAGGCUAGAUAUGCAAGGUCAAGUCAUGUGGAGUAUGAUGAGGAGGCAACUGAUGUAGAGCAGCAAGCUCUUUUGCCAUCUGUCAGAGAUCCCAAGUUAUGGAUGGUGAAAUGUGCGAUUGGUCGUGAGAGGGAGGUGGCUGUCUGUCUCAUGCAGAAGUGUAUUGAUAGGGGACCGGAAUUGCAAAUAAGAUCUGUUGUAGCACUUGAUCAUCUAAGUAACUUUAUAUACAUUGAAGCAGACAAAGAAGCUCACGUGAGGGAGGCUUGCAAGGGCAUGCGCAAUAUAUAUCCAGCAAAAAUAAUGCUUGUUCCUAUCAAAGAAAUGACUGAUGUCCUUUCGGUUGAAAGCAAAGCAGUUGAUCUUGCAAGGGACACGUGGGUCAGAAUGAAGACAGGACAUUAUAAAGGGGACCUUGCAAAGGUUGUAGAUGUAGAUAAUGUAAGACAAAAAGUUACAGUGAAGUUAAUUCCAAGGGUUGACUUGCAUGCUCUUUCGAACAAAUUGGAUGGAAGGGAAGUUCCUAAGAAAAAAGCAUUCGUUCCUCCUCCACGUUUGAUGAACAUAGAUGAGGCUAAAGAGAUGAAUAUACCUGUUGAUGGUAAGAGAAAUCAAAUGACUGGUGAACGUUUUGACCAUAUCGGGGGCAUGAUGUUCAAAGACGGAUUUUAUUAUAAAACAGUAGCUAUGAAAUCAAUUAGCUCUCAUAAUAUUCACCCAAGUUUUGAUGAACUUGAGAAAUUUCGUCAACCCGGUGAGAGCGGAGAUGGUGACAUGGCUAGUAUGUCAACACUGUUUGCGAAUAGGAAGAAAGGUCACUUUAUGAAGGGUGAUCGUGUCAUUGUUAUAAAAGGGGAUUUGAAGAACUUACAAGGAUGGGUUGAAAAAGUAGAGGAAAAUACUGUUCACAUUCGACCAAAUGAAAAAAACCUUCCUAAAACUCUAGCAGUUGGUGACAAAGAGCUUUGCAAGUACUUUGAACCUGGAAAUCAUGUAAAAGUUGUAUCUGGUGCAUCUGAAGGCGCAACUGGUAUGGUAGUCUCAGUUGAGGGGCAUGUGGUGAACUUAGUGUCUGAUACUACUAAGGAACUUAUCCGUGUAUUUGCGGACACUGUUGUGGAAAGCUCUGAAGUAACAUCUGGUGCCACUCGAAUCGGAGACUAUGAGCUCCAUGACCUUGUGCUACUAGCCAAUAGGAGUUUUGGUGUAAUUAUACGUGUAGAGAGUGAAGCUUUCCAGGUUCUGAAGGGGGUUCCGGAAAAAGCCGAGGUAGCACUUGUCAGGCUAAGGGAGAUAAGAGGGAAGGUUGACAAGAAAUGGAGUGCUCAUGAUCGGUUUAACAAUACAUUAGCAGUGAAAGAUGUUGUCAAAGUUCUUGAGGGACCUUGCAAGGGAAAGCAAGGUCCUGUGGAACACAUAUAUAGAGGAAUUUUAUUCAUCUACUCCAGUCAUCACCUCGAGCAUGCUGGCUUUAUAUGUGCCAAAGUGCAAUCUUGUGUCUUGGUUGGGGGAUCACAGGCAAAUGGUGAUAAAAGAGUUGCCCCCUUUUCAUCAAGGUUUGGACAUCUUAGAACCCCACCUCUUGCUCCACAAUCUCCGAUAAGAUCACACAGGGGUGGUUCUCCAAGAAGCUUCGGAGGAAGACAUGGUGGAAGAGGAGGUCAUGAUGCUUUAAUUGGCACCGAUGUAAAAAUUCGCCUUGGGCCAUUCAAAGGUUGCAAAGGUCGGGUUGUUGAUUUGAAAGGAACUUCGGUUCGAGUGGAAUUGGAAGCUCAGAUGAAAGUUGUCACAGUUGAGCGUGAUUAUAUUAUGGACAAUAUAAAUGUGAGAACACCUUUCAGGGAACCAUCAAGAUAUUCGUUUGGAAGUGAAACCCCAUCACACCCUCCACGAACUCCACUGCCAUCCAUGACCCCCAUGAGAGAUCCUGGAGCAACACCUAUACAUGACGGCAUGAGGACACCAAUGCGUGACAGAGCAUGGAAUCCAAUGAGCCCACCCAGGGACAAUUGGGAAGAUGGCAAUCCAGCUUCCUGGGGAUCUAGUCCUCAGUAUCAGCCUCCAAGCCCUCAUUCAAGACAAUAUGAAGCACCCACUCCUGGUUCUGGCUGGAACAACUCCUCCACAGGCAGUUAUAGUGAUGCUGGAACUCCAAGAGAUAAUAGUUCAUCAUACGCUAAUGUUCCAAGCCCUUACUUACCAUCAACUCCUGGUGGGCCGCCACCGAUGACCCCAAGUUCUGCAUACUUGCCUGGAACUCCUGGUGGGCAACCAAUGACUCCUGGGGGUGGCAGUCUGGAUAUGAUGUCACCUGUAGUAGGUGGAGAAGGUGAUGGGCCUUGGUUUUUGCCUGAUAUUGCUGUAAACAUACGGAGAGCUGGGGAAGAGAAUCUUGCGGGGGUAAUUCGAGAAAUUCACGCGGAUGGUUCCUGUAGUGUUGCCCUUGGUUCAAGUGGUAACGGGGAAUUAAUCAUUGCUGCCCCAAGCGAGAUUGAUAUCAUCGUUCCAAAGAAGUCAGACAAAAUCAAAAUUAUGGGCGGCGCUCAUCGGGGGGCUAGCGGGAAGCUUAUUGGUGUGGAUGGCACUGAUGGAAUUGUUAAGGUAGAUGAUACUCUCGAUGUCAAAAUAUUGGACAUGGUUAUCUUGGCCAAGUUAGCAUAGAAGUCUCUUGCACUGCUUAGUGCUGAUUGUUUUCACUAGCAAAGUAGCUGGCUGUGCUGAUAGGGGAGUUAUUUGCCGUUGUUUUAUUUAUAUAUAUAAAUAAAUGUGCGUGUGUAUUUAUAUAUAUAGGUGCAGAAUAUAUAUCAAUUUUCCCUUUCAAAUUCGUUAUUAUUGUGUGAACUGUGAAGUACAAUGCAGAAUAAUCGCUCUGUUUUUUGUACCUUGCUACCUCUGUAUUUUUGUUAGUAAUUACAAUUAGACCGAAUGGUGAUAAAUUUGCCAUAGUAUGACGAGGAAUUGCAAGC